Messenger RNA from Carica papaya (papaya), 2959 nucleotides. RefSeq names its product HAUS augmin-like complex subunit (gene AUG6). Gene Ontology annotation, molecular function: microtubule binding. Gene Ontology annotation, biological process: spindle assembly. NCBI's taxonomy places the organism in Eukaryota, Viridiplantae, Streptophyta, Magnoliopsida, Brassicales, Caricaceae. The record is from RefSeq and is a predicted model, not a curated record. Gene Ontology annotation, cellular component: mitotic spindle microtubule; HAUS complex.
AGGAAUCGGGAGAGUAAACAGAGAGAGAAGAAGACUAGAAGGAGUUGGUGGUGGUGGUGGUGGUGGUGGUGGUGGUGAUGACGAUGGAUAGAGAGAAGGAGAGAGAGAUUGAGCUAGAGAGUGCAAUGUACACCAACUGCUUGCUGUUAGGUCUCGAUCCGAACGUAAUCGGGCUGGGAGCAUCCAACGGCACGCCUCGGGUCGGACUCUUCCGUCACUCAAACCCUAAACUCGGCGAACAGCUUCUCUACUUCAUCCUUUCUUCGCUUCGUGGACCUACUCAAUCCGCCAAAGAUUUCGACAAGGUUUGGCCGAUUUUCGAUUCUGCGCAAUCUCGUGAUUUCCGUAAGGUUGUGCAAGGGAUUAUUAGUGAGCUCGAAUCGCAAGGGGCGCUCCCGAGGAGUAACUCGAGGGUUUCUUCGCUUGCUACGUGUUGUGGACCAAGGUUCGUAGAACUUUUAUGGCAACUUUCCUUGCAUGCACUAAGGGAGGUCCAUAGACGGACGUUUCCUGCAGAUGUAGCUUCUAAUCCUCUGCCUGCUUCACUGACAGAUGUAGCUUUUUCCCAUGCAGCUACAUUACUUCCCAUUACAAAGGCUAGAAUAGCACUUGAACGAAGGAAAUUUCUUAAAAAUGCAGAAACAGCAGUACACAGACAGGCUAUGUGGUCAAACCUGGCUCAUGAAAUGACUGCAGAAUUUCGUGGUCUUUGUGCUGAAGAGGCAUAUUUGCAGCAAGAGCUGGAAAAACUUCAUGAUAUGCGGAACAAAGUGAAGAUGGAAGGAGAACUGUGGGAUGACCUUGUAUCCAGUUCAAGUCAGAAUUCUCAUUUAGUUUCAAAAGCUACUCGCCUUUGGGAGUCUAUAUUAGCUCGUAAAAGUCAACAUGAAGUUCUUGCUUCAGGUCCAAUUGAGGAUUUGAUCGCUCAUCGGGAGCAUAGGUACCGCAUAUCUGGAUCAUCUCUACUUGCUGCUAUGGAUCAGAGCUCUCAGAUUCCUCACACGGAUAUCUUAUCCAUCCAGUCUAGUGAUCUAGCUUCAGCACAUUUUGAUGACAAGGAACAGAGUGAUGGAUCAUAUGGCAAUGUGCAUAGAGAAAAGUUAAAGAACAGUUUUGAUUCAUCCCACUCACAGACUGAUGAAACACUUUCUCGAAUGGAUGAUCGAGGUGGAAGGGUUCACCAGACGGUUGAUGUAGCAGAAAUUAUUAGGCGUUGGACGCAUGCAUUACAACGUAUUCAUAAACAGUCACUUCAUCUGGCAAAAGCUAACAACGGAGAGGGUCCAGAUAUUUUACAAAAUGCACAUGAUGGUGGUACAAGUGGCCAUGCAGAGUCUUUAGCUGCAACUCUUGCUGAACACCAACAACAUUUAGCAAGUUUUCAGGUGCUUAUUAACCAACUGAAGGAAGUUGCUCCAGCCAUACAAAAGUCAAUAUCAGAGUUUACAGAGAAAGUUAAUAGUAUUCCUUCCACUCUGCCUUCCUUCUCAAGACAUCAUGGUCUAGCCACUUCACCUAUUCACUCUUGGGCCAGUGGGAGGAUGCUGGAAAGUAGCUCUGAUGAUGUUACAGAGGUGACAUCAAAACUGUCUAAUGUUCAGCUUGACAAGGUUUCAGCUAGUCCGCCUGCGCUGAAGCUCCCUCAAUUAUUCAGUUUGACUCCCAAUUCUUCUGGAAAAGGUGGAAAUAUGCAAAAGCGACAAACAAUAGCUCCUCAGACGAGUCAAGUGGAAAAUCUGUCUGAAAGGAUCUCCCUGGACCAGCCUUUGUCAAACAAUCGUCUAGAUAACCUAACUCAAGAUAGUGAUAGUUCUUAUGUUCAUAACUUGAAGAGAUCUGUAAGGGAAUCUGCUUUGUCAGUGCCAUCCUGUAAUUCAGAAUCAUCUCGAGACAGUCACUCUGAUGAAGGCUCUGAGCACUUCUUUGUGCCUCUUUCAGUAAGUGGUUUUUCUCGUUUAGUUGGAGAAAAUAAAAGGCCUUCAGCAAGAAGCAAGAGAUUGUUUGCAUCUCAAACGGAGUCUUCCUUGCAUGAAAAGCAUGCAUCGGAUGAUCAUGUUAGGAGCAAGUAUGAUGACAUACCAGAUGUUUUGGAUGAUCUGGACUCAUUUAACGAAUAUGAUCAAGUAAAUGGGUUUCUAUCAGCUGGCGGCUCAAAUAGUGUGGCAUCAGCACACCAAUCAUUUUUUGACAUUGAAGAUACUCAGGAUCAGGUUUUCUCCCCUCCUUUGCUGAUAGACACAUCCCUGUUAGAGGAUGCUUAUGAAGACUUGCUUGCUCCACUAUCAGAAACCGAAACUGCCCUAAUGGAACACUAAGAUUCAUGUUUGGACUACAAUAUUUAUCGAGGAGUUGAUUUAGACCAUUCUGAUGGGUUUCUUUUCACUCCUCCCUUGGGAAUGAUUUUUCCACACUCCCAUUCAUUGUUUGUAGAACAUGGUGAUCUAUUGCUCUUUCUCUACCAUCUAUUGCCUGGCUGUCUCCGAUUCUUUUAGAAUUGACAUGUCAUCAUUUGGAGGAUAUAUGAAAAGGUCGACAUAACCGUUUUACUGGCUUGAUGCUGGCAUGAGCUCAACGAGAUCAACUGAUGUCACAACUUGGUUCUAGAUAUUCGAGGUGUAUGCUCUUAGAUACCAUAAGAAAUUCCACUUCACUGGUAAGCAAAUACAGCUUUAAACUAAUACUUCUUUAGGUUCUUUUGUUUGUUUAUUUGCUUCUUUUUUCUUUUGAGAAAAAAACCACGAGGAAUAUUGCAAAAUCUUAAUUUGGCUGAUCCUAGAGAGCAGUACAGCAAUUUAUGUUGGCGUUGUGUUUUAUAUCAUUCCUCAGAAGAUUUUUUGUGACGAACUUGAUUCUGUGUAUCUAUCCAUCUCUGGUUGAUAUGUAUUAAUUGAUUGUGUAUUCUUGUGAUUCAUCACGGAUACGAAAAUCGUAUCGGAAUGUCUGAAUUCUUUUAGAGGAA